CCAACUCCGGUGGUUCGUAGCUACUUUCAAACUCAUUUUUAUUAUGACUCAUAAAGAGCCAAAAUCGUAAUUGUAUAGACUUUAGUUUUUUAUGACAAUUGAAUUUAUGCAGUACAACAAGUCAAACAUUCCACUUUACACGGAGUCACCUGAAUCAGUAAGCAAACAUGAACCGAGAACGAGACAAGUCUGCAAGUACAAAAAAUAUUUCAAAAGAAGAUGUAUCUAUCACCGAUCCUGCAGGCCGUUUGAAAUACCUCGCUGACUGGCAUUCCGCUGUUGAAAUAAAUCCUAAUCAUCCUGCGAUGAGGUACUAUCGAGCUGGAAUUGAAAUGAAUAGGAUGGCAGCGGUGUACUUGAAGGAAGGAAAUCUUGAAUCUGCAUAUGGAUUGUACAUAAAAUUCUUAACUUUAUUCUUAGAAAAAAUUAGGCACCAUCCGCUGUACAAUACGGUGUCAACAGCAGAAAAGGCAAAAAAUAAAGAAAUGCUGAAGCAGAUCAUCCCCACAGCUGAAGAAUUGAAGAAAAAAUUACUGGAUCAGUAUAAAUUGGAUGCGUCUGCAGCAGUUGAGAGACUGAAACAACAGAAAAAACAAGAAGAAGAGGAGCGGCUUCGAGCGUGUGAAUUGGAAGAUAAAACAUCCAGUUUGCCAUCUGUAACUCCGACUACAGAUUUUGAUCCUUGCGAACCAUCUCCACAUAUAAAAUCAGAUGACCCGAGUCUACCGGUGUUCGAUCGUUCUUUGAAGCCAACGCCUUUCCCAACCUUUAAAUUUGGUUUGAGGCAGCUGACCAUACCUUCCAAGAUGAUGACUGAAUUUUUAAAAUUAUCUCGCCCGAACACCAUCAAUAACAAAGAGACAUGUGGAAUUUUGGCUGGAAGUUUAGUCAGAAAUCAAUUAUUUGUUACUCAUUUACUCAUUCCACAGCAGAUGGGAUCUCCAGACUCGUGCGUUACUCAUAAUGAGGAAGAUAUUUUUGAUUACCAAGAUCAACACAACCUUAUUACAUUGGGGUGGAUCCAUACCCAUCCGACUCAGACGGCAUUCCUAUCCAGCGUAGAUCUCCACACACAUUGUGCCUAUCAGCUCAUGAUGGCAGAAGCAAUUGCUGUUGUUUGUGCACCAAAAUACGAAGAGACGGGCUUCUUUAUGUUAACUCCUGAGCAUGGAUUGAAUUUCAUAGCUCGUUGUAGAGCUGUUGGAUUCCAUCCACACCCUAAUGAAAAAUCUCUUUAUACGCACGCAGAUCACUGUAAGCUCGAUGCAAUGGCAAAUGUGACAGUUGUUGAUCUGCGAAAGACCUCUUGAGAGAAACCAAAAUUUAUCUCACGCAAUUUGGUGAUUGUGUCUCCACUACACGCUGUCACUCCGCUGAAAAAUUCCCCAAAAUGCCUGCUCCCAAUCCAGACCCUCUUAGACUAAUCACCUACCCGACCAGCACCAUCCUUAUCAUAAAAAUCUGGAGAAUAACCCGGAACCAUCCAAACCAUAAACCCAGCUUUCCUGUCAACCUGGUUGACACCACGACGUCACGAGUCACGAAUACGGUGUCGAGGCAUUCUCAGACCAAGAAUUCCUACGCAUCCCCUCUACCAAUUUCCAACUAAUCACACUCCUACAUUUUCUUUAAAAUUUCGUACAUUCCCAACACUCAAAACACUCUCACCCAGCUGUCCCUUGGACACUCCACACCGUUCCGGAUCAGAAGAAACAUCGAGAGGACCAGCUCUCAAAAGUUGUAGCGUAGAGAAACUUAGUAAAACGAUUCUUCGCUCACACCGGCGUUAUUUCCUCAUCGCCUGCUCACCGCCACAGCAAUAAUAUAAAAAUCACCAAAUACGUAACGAAUCCACCGCUUCACGAGUCAAUUAAUAUUUAUUAGAUUCUUUUAUUAAUUUACGAAUGGUAGAAAAAUUUAUUCGCUGAAAAUAAUUUCUAUAUUUUCAAAUCAUUGUGCUUCAUUAAAGACAGGAGUUAAACUCUGUAUAUAAAAUUUAUAAUGACCAUAAAGUAUCAGAAAAACCUGAUAUAAA
Messenger RNA from Diachasmimorpha longicaudata, 2035 nucleotides. Its product is annotated as STAM-binding protein-like A. Bases 168 to 1310 code for a protein of 380 amino acids. The transcript has 7 exons. NCBI's taxonomy places the organism in Eukaryota, Metazoa, Arthropoda, Insecta, Hymenoptera, Braconidae. Gene Ontology annotation, biological process: protein K63-linked deubiquitination. Gene Ontology annotation, cellular component: endosome; membrane. Gene Ontology annotation, molecular function: metal-dependent deubiquitinase activity; protein binding; K63-linked deubiquitinase activity. The record is from RefSeq and is a predicted model, not a curated record.